AUGAGACUGGUCUGGAGGCUGCGAAGUGGCGUUGUCAGAGAUCUUGAGCGUCAGAAUCAGAAAAAGGAGAACAUUCGCUUGUUAGAAGAGCAGAUUGCUCUGACAAAGCAGCUCAUGGAAGAGAGAGACAAGGCGCUAAUGGAAAGACGUUCUCAGCAGUCUUAGGCAAAGACCUGGC
Ficedula albicollis (Collared flycatcher) is the source of this 178-nucleotide messenger RNA. RefSeq names its product PET117 homolog (gene PET117). The transcript has 2 exons. Lineage: Eukaryota; Metazoa; Chordata; Aves; Passeriformes; Muscicapidae. The record is from RefSeq and is a predicted model, not a curated record. The coding region runs from base 1 to 165 and encodes 54 amino acids.